Chlorella variabilis is the source of this 408-nucleotide messenger RNA. RefSeq lists its product as hypothetical. The annotation marks the transcript as partial. Lineage: Eukaryota; Viridiplantae; Chlorophyta; Trebouxiophyceae; Chlorellales; Chlorellaceae. The transcript has 3 exons. The record is from RefSeq and is a predicted model, not a curated record.
CCCGUGACCAAGCGCACGCUGGCGGAGCUCACCGCCUUCCGCAUGCCAAACCAGACCAACCGGCUGGCGGUGCAGUUUGACCCCUACACCGCGCCGCGGGUGCCCUUCAUCUCUGGAAUCGAGGUGUUUGAGAAGAACCACCGCACCACGCCGCACGUGCACCCACACGCCCACGAGCUCUUCUUCAUCCUGGCGGGCGAGGGCACCGGCUUCUGCGGCAGCGAGCGCUUCCCAGUCUCGGCCGGCGACGUUGUUGUGUUCCGGCCUGGGGCGGUACACGGCAUAGACGUGGGCGCAGCGGGACGCAUGUACUGCCUGGAGCUCAUGGUGCCUAACGAGAGCUUUGCCGAGUUUGUGCGCAUGGGCACCGCCGGCUCGCUGGCGGAAGAGGACAUGUGUGUCCUGGCC